Aspergillus fischeri NRRL 181 is the source of this 1611-nucleotide messenger RNA. Its product is annotated as threonine synthase THR4. The record is from RefSeq and is a predicted model, not a curated record. The coding region runs from base 1 to 1611 and encodes 536 amino acids. Gene Ontology annotation, biological process: L-threonine biosynthetic process. Gene Ontology annotation, molecular function: pyridoxal phosphate binding; threonine synthase activity. Lineage: Eukaryota; Fungi; Ascomycota; Eurotiomycetes; Eurotiales; Aspergillaceae. The transcript has 2 exons.
AUGUCUCAUACGCUUUCGCAAAAAUAUCUCAGCACGCGGGGUGCCUCCUACGGGCUGUCCUUCGAAGAUGUCGUCCUUAAAGGAUUGGCGUCCGAUGGUGGCCUGUUCAUCCCCGAAGAAAUCCCCUCGCUUCCUGCGGGAUGGGAGACGGAGUGGCGCGAUCUCAGUUUCGAAGAUCUCGCAUAUCGUAUCAUGUCGUUGUACAUCUCGCCGAGUGAAAUCCCCUCGGAAGACCUCAAAGAUAUCAUUAGACGUUCAUACGCUACAUUCCGGCACCCUGAGCGGACGCCUGUGGUUGAAUUGGACGAAAAACGCAACCUCUACUUGCUCGAAUUGUUCCAUGGACCAACAUUUGCCUUCAAGGAUGUAGCGCUACAGUUCCUCGGAAACCUCUUCGAAUAUUUCUUGGUGCGCAAGAAUGAGGGCAAGGAGGGCAAGGACAGACACCACUUGACUGUUAUUGGUGCCACCAGUGGAGAUACUGGAUCGGCAGCCAUCUAUGGUCUCCGGGGCAAGAAGGAUGUCUCCAUCUUCAUCCUCUUCCCCACUGGACGGGUGUCGCCUAUCCAGCAAGCUCAGAUGACGACAGUCUUGGACGCCAACGUCCACAACCUGACAGUCGAGGGCUCUUUCGAUGAUUGCCAGGACAUUGUCAAGGCCUUGUUUGCCGAUCCUGAUCUCAACUCAACCCACAACAUUGCCGCUGUCAACUCCAUCAAUUGGGCUCGUAUCCUGGCCCAGAUCACAUACUACUUCUACUCCUACUUCUCUCUCACCAAGACCCCCGGCUUCUCCAAAGACACGAAGAUGCGCUUCGUUGUUCCUUCAGGAAAUUUCGGUGACAUUCUCGCCGGAUGGUUCGCUAAGCGCAUGGGCAUUCCCGCUGAGAAGCUUGUCAUCGCAACCAACGAGAACGACAUCCUGGAUCGCUUCUUCCGUAGUGGUGGCCAGUACACCAAGAACACCACACAGGCAGAAGGCGUCAAGGAGACUCACAGCCCCGCCAUGGACAUCCUCGUCAGCAGCAACUUUGAGCGUCUCCUCUGGUUCCUUGCGUUCCAGGCGGACGGCGCCGGCUCUGCAGACGAAAGACGCAAGCACGCCUGCGAGAGCGUCAGCAAUUGGCUCAAUCAGCUCAAGACACAGGGUGGCUUCACCGUACCCCAGGCAGUCCUUGAGGGCGCCAAGGCCGAGUUCGAGAGCGAGCGGGUGAGCAACGAUGAGACCAUUGACCAGAUCAAGUCCACCUACACCUCUUCCUUCCCCUCCAAUCUCGGCCCCGGCAGCGCCAAGAGCUCCAAGACUGGCGGCUACAUUCUCGACCCUCACUCGGCUGUCGGUGUGCGGGCAGCUCUGCGCUCUAUCGAGCGUAAUCCUGGUGUCAAGCACAUCUCCCUCUCCACAGCCCACCCGGCCAAGUUCGCCAGCGCCGUCGACCUGGCCCUUCGCGCCGAAGACGGGUAUGACUUCACCGAGGUUCUUCCCCAGGAAUUCAUCGGGCUCGAGCAGCGCGAAAGCAGAGUCACUCCUAUCCGCGCCGGCGCCGGAUGGGUAGGUGUCCGGGAAGUGGUCAAGGCCGAAGUCGAGCAGGAGCUGCAGGGCUUGAGGUAG